Molecule: messenger RNA, 180 nt
Organism: Monoraphidium neglectum
Lineage: Eukaryota; Viridiplantae; Chlorophyta; Chlorophyceae; Sphaeropleales; Selenastraceae
Exons: 1
Biological process (GO): transcription by RNA polymerase III
Cellular component (GO): RNA polymerase III complex
Source: RefSeq, a predicted model, not a curated record
CUGGACCCCGAGGGGAACGAUGGUGACGAGGUCUACCGCCGCGCGGUGCACCGCUACCCCCCCACCACCGCGCUGACGUCACUGCCCUGCGGCCGCUGCCCCGUGGCGGACCAGUGCCGCGACGGCGGGCCAAUCUCGCCGCAGACCUGCGAGUACUACGAGAAGUGGCUCGACUUCUGA